Molecule: messenger RNA, 2162 nt
Organism: Vidua macroura (Pin-tailed whydah)
Lineage: Eukaryota; Metazoa; Chordata; Aves; Passeriformes; Viduidae
Product: maestro heat-like repeat family member 5
Exons: 12
Coding region: 414-2162 (582 amino acids)
Cellular component (GO): cytoplasm
Source: RefSeq, a predicted model, not a curated record
CACGCCACAGUGCUCGGAGCAGGCGACGGGACAGGACAGGACAGAGCGGUGCCGUGAGGAGCCCUCGCACAGCGCGCUCGUUCGUGUCUGACCCGGAGCUUUUCCGAGGCGUUAUUCCUGCAGGUGACCUCGUGGCAGGACUGCGGGACUUGGCAGCCCGUGGCCUUCCCGAGGCUUUUCUUUUGCAGGUGCCUGCGAGGCCAGACUGAGGGAAUUGGUGACCACAAGCCUUACGAGGAGUCUCCUGUCAUUGUGGCAGGAGCCCUCAAGACCAGAGUGCAGGACUUGCUGUCCUGCAGCCGUCCUGAGGUUUCUCUGCCUCAGAUGCCUUCAAGGCACAACUACACGACUUGUUGACUCAGAACUUCACCCUUCCAUCUUCCUUCAAGGUGCCCUCAAGGCCAGACUCUGGCAUGGCAGACAGAUUUCUCAGUGUGUUCAAAGUUAUUAGGGGGAAAAAAAAGAAACACCCUGGAGCUGACCCAGCACAACAGCAUGAAGAAGCGAAGCAGUUCCAGACACUGCAGGAUGAUGCAGCCCUGGACCGGACACAAGAGCAGGAACCCGCCCGUGGCCGCUUCCGCAAAAGCCUGAAGAUGUUCCGGCAGUUCCUGCGCAUUCAGCGUAGGAAGACCGGCAGCACAGCAGCUGCGGGCGCAGCCGAGCCUGACUCGGGGCUGACCGGGCUCCAGGCAGAGCCUGAUGGCAGCCCAGACUUGGCUGAGCGCUCAGAAGACGCUGAGACCUCAGAGACUGAAACCUGGGCAAAGGCUCUUCUCACAUCAAUGACUGAGGACGUGGCCAUCACAAACAACGACAAUGAAGAGACUCAGGGCAUCACAACUACUGACACCAGCCCAGAUUCACUGGAGCACUCAGAAGACUCUGAGGCUGCAAUGAACGAUCACAGGGCAAAGGCUGACAUGGCAGUGACAGAGGAUGUGGCCAUCACAAACGCCAACACCGCAGAGACUCAGGGCCUUGCAAAUACUGACACCACGCCCACUCCCACUCUGACCAUAGGCUCAUCGGGACCAGCACUGGAGAAAGCGCUGCCAACACUGCUCUGUGUGAUGGAGGACUGGCCUCUGCACAGAAUGUGCACCUCCGAUGGGGACAACAAGGACCUUUUUGCCCUGGCUGCAACUCUGGUGAUCUGGCUGAUUGUGCCUGAGUGCAACAAGGCCAUGAUCCCUUAUUCUGGGCAACUGUUUGUGGCUCUGCUCUCCCAUGUUGUCAUCACCACACAGCAGAUGCCACCAGAGGAAGUUGAUAACUUCUGGAGUGCAUGCCAGGAGAAACACCGCCUUCCCUACGAGCCCAACAGGUUUGCAGUGCAGGCCAUGAAGGAUCUGCUCUGCCGACUGCAGUGUGACCAUGUGGUGGUGGCUAUGGAGCGCAAGGGGUGCUGGGACAUGAUGCUGUGUGCUCACACCCAGCACUAUGCCAUGGGUCUGCUGGCCAGGGAGAUGUGCAAUGUCUUGGUCCCCUUCUGUUCCUGCAUCACGCUCCACUUGCUCCGGCAGCUCAGCAGGGAGGAGCCGUGCUGGGAUCUGCCCUUCCUGGCAUUCCUUGUGGAGGUCCUCGAGCGCCUGGACAUGAGUAAAUGUGGUGGCAGCGUCCUGAAGAUCAUGUCAAGGUACCUCCGGAGUGAAUGCAGUCAGAGGCGUCGCCUGGCGCUCAGAGGCCUCGUGGUGCUCAGCAAGGAUCCCUCGAUGGCCAGAAGAAUGUGCAGCGUGUCUCAAAGCCUUCUGCAGCUGCUGGGGGAUGAAGAUAGAGAGGUGGUCAGCAUGAGCCUCCGUGUGUUCACAAAUGUGCUCCAGCACAAAGACAUCCUGGUAUCCAGCACCACUGCCCCGAAGCUGGCUGAGGCUCUCCUGCUGCUCUUUGACCACGACAACAGCCAUGUGCAGUUGCUCUCCAUUCAACUCUUCUGUAAGGUGAUGGACUUGGUAGUGGAUGAGGGAAAAAAGUCCCUGAAGACAAUUGUGAACAAGAGCCUGGACACACUUUUCAUCUACUGUCAUGAUGAGAACUGGCACGUGGCAAAGGCCUCUCGGGAAACGCUGCAUUGUGCAGCCAAGUUUCUGAAGAGGAGAAAUCUCAAACAGCUCCUGGAGAAGGAGCAUCUGUGGAAGUUUGCUGAGGUCCUGUUUUGGUAG